This is a messenger RNA of Aspergillus brunneoviolaceus CBS 621.78, 326 nucleotides long. RefSeq lists its product as uncharacterized. The record is from RefSeq and is a predicted model, not a curated record. The transcript has a single exon. The coding region runs from base 17 to 304 and encodes 95 amino acids. NCBI's taxonomy places the organism in Eukaryota, Fungi, Ascomycota, Eurotiomycetes, Eurotiales, Aspergillaceae.
CCCAACAAUUGCAGUAAUGCUGCUCGCGACCGGUGCAUAUUCAAAGUGUCAGAUGGCCGGCUUCAACGAAUGCAAAUGGUGGGGCAGCUCCCCAUUCUGCGGGUCCAGCAGAUCUGCCCCCGGCGACACCGACUCGGACGGCUGGCUCUUCGUCGCCUCGACAAGGACGAAGAAUUGGGAUGUGCUGUGCCGGGAGAUCUCCGAGUCGUGUUGUCGGGACUACGGAGACGGGUGCCUAAGCGGGUACAAGCGAUUGUGGUGUCAUGAUUCGGGUAUGUCCAUCUUCUGUGGUUCUCUUAUCUGAAGAGUGGACUUAUCCCGAGCUU